Syngnathus acus (greater pipefish) is the source of this 1690-nucleotide messenger RNA. RefSeq names its product solute carrier family 25 member 48 (gene slc25a48). The coding region runs from base 119 to 1102 and encodes 327 amino acids. Gene Ontology annotation, cellular component: mitochondrion. The transcript has 7 exons. Gene Ontology annotation, biological process: transmembrane transport. NCBI's taxonomy places the organism in Eukaryota, Metazoa, Chordata, Actinopteri, Syngnathiformes, Syngnathidae. Gene Ontology annotation, molecular function: transmembrane transporter activity. The record is from RefSeq and is a predicted model, not a curated record.
UCGUGUUGCUUCUCGGUGCAUUCACAACACAAACGUACACACGGGACGACCUGCGAACUGUGCUAUACAAACUUGUGAUUGUGCUCACAGAUGAAGUUUGAAGAGUGAAAAUAUAACAAUGACUUCCAAGAGCUUCCGCAUGGAUGAUUUUCUUGCAGGAUGGGUUGGAGGGGCGUCCAGUGUGGUGGUUGGACAUCCUUUGGACACUGUCAAGACGCGAUUGCAGGCGGGAAAAGGCUACAAGAACAUGAUGGACUGCAUUAUCACCAUCUACAGGAAGGAGACGGCGCGGGGCUUCUUCAAAGGCAUGUCCUUCCCCCUGGCCACCAUCACGGCGUACAACUCGCUGGUCUUUGGUUUCUACAGCAACUCGCAGAGAGUCAUCUGCAAGCGUCGCUACGGCGACGAGCGCCACCCCGCCAGCCUGAGCGACGUGGCGGUGGCCAGCAUGCUGACCGGCCUGGUGUCGGUCGGGUUGGGCGCCCCCAUCGACUUGGUCAAGAUCCGCCUGCAAAUGCAGACGCAGGCAGCCGUGCUAGCGGAAAGUUUUCAGCUCGCGGGCGGCGUUUCACACAACAUGGCAGCGGCAGCACCAGUGGGGUCGCGUUCCUUGCAUGUGUCCAAUGGCGGCGGCGGCGGCGGCGGCGGCAACAGCAGCGUUUACCGUGGGCCGCUCCACUGCAUUAGCAGUGUCAUGCAGCGCGAGGGCCUCCAGGGCUUGUACCGCGGGGGUGGAGCCAUGCUCCUCAGAGACAUCCCCGGCUACGCCCUCUACUUUGUGCCCUACGCCAUCUUCUGCAAACUCCUCAAACCAGAUGCUGCCACGGCACCACACCCCUGCGCUAUCUGGCUGGCUGGUGGACUCGCAGGUUCCAUUUCCUGGGUGACAGCCACGCCUGCCGACGUAGUGAAGAGUCGCCUGCAGGCGGACGCUCACUUGCACCGGAAGUAUAACGGCGUCCUUCACUGCAUCCUGCACAGUUACAAGACGGAAGGAGUCCAGGUUAGCACGUGCUUUAACAGCAAGGGUGUUCUUCCGCGGUGUGUCUGUCAACGCCAUCCGAGGCUUCCCUAUGAGCGCCAUCAUGUUCCUGGGAUAUGAGCUCUCACUGCAGUUCUUCCAGAGCUUGUAGAAGCAAAGGUGUUGCCGUGGCGACGCUACUUGUCGCUGUGUUUUUGUGGUCGCGUCAGAGAUGAGAGUUCAAAACUUGCUCAGCUUUGUUAGUUCGACUGCGCACUAAAGCGGAGAGGCUAGGCUAGGCUAGCUUUAGCACAAAUGCUUAAUAAGGUUACAAUUGUCAAAUGGGUUCCACCCUUUUACGUUUGAUGUCUUUGAACGACAAGCGUUGUCACUGCAGAAAAAGAUUUGAGCAUUAGCUAGUCAAUGUAGAAGGGUCUGAAGAGCAAUGUAAGCUAAUGUAAAUAGUUUUUGUUUCUUAUAUUAAGAAAAACUUAUUUUCAUAUUCACAUAUGUUUCCAGCACAACUGUACAGUCUCAAUGUAUCAAACAAUAUACUAUGUAUAUAAAACAAAGCAGCUUCAUUGAACUAGGUGCAUUCCCACAUAAAUCACAAGCACGCAUAUUUGUUUUGUAUGAUAAAUAUUUUUGUAGUCGUCAUGCUGGGUUAACGUGCAAACUGCCAUUCCAGUAUAUCUUUGUACUGAAAUAAAAUCUAUCUUUUAGAAGAUG